AUUUCCAAAGAGAAUUCCGUAAGUGUACUUUAUUUUUUCAACAAACGUGUAGUAGUAUUAGCUUUUUCAGUUAACUUAAAGUUAUAGUGAAAAUAUCAGAAAAGUUGUUAAGCGUCUAUACCAAAAUUAAUUUGCUUUUACAAUCUUAUACAUCGCACCUUUGUUUUAACUGAAAACAAAAACUUCACAUUUUAUUAACGCAAAAUACAAUAUAAUAAUUACAAUGGCAGAAUUACAAAUGAAUGAAGGAUGGAAUAGUGAUCAAGAAUUUGAAUAUCCAUUUUCUGUAGAAGAAAGUAUACCUAGUCAAAAAAUUCAUAGAACAAAGACUAGAUUUAAUAAUGUUAGAAAUUAUAAAAAUGGUUCACAACAAACAAAACCACAUGGUCUAAUUAUAAAUAUAGAUUCAAAAAAAGUAGGUAAGCUUAUAGGUAAAGGUGGUUGCAAUAUAAAAGAAUUACAAGAGAAAAGUAAUGCAAAGAUUAAAAUAGAACAGUCUACUACAUAUGGUAUUAGUACAGCUACUUUAACUGGAUCUCAAGCAGCACAAAACAAAGCUAAAGAAUUAAUUGAUGAAUUAUUAAAAGAUCCUCCACAACCUGUGAAAAUUGAGCAGGAAAAGAAAAAACAAAUCCCUUGGAGUCAAAUUAACAAGAGAAAUCAUGAAGAAGAGCCAUUUUCCUAUCCACCUAUAUACAAGAACUUUUACAAAGAGGAUUCCGUUAUCGCUCAAAUGUCUGCGGAACAUGUAGCAGAAAUAAGGUUAAAGAAUAAUAAUAUUGAAGUUCAACAUGUGUUUGAUGAUGAAGAAAAUACUGCUAACGAAUUAUGUAUCCCUAAUCCUAUUGAAACGUUUGAACAAGCUUUUCAUAAUUAUCCAGAAGUUCUUCAAGAAAUAAGAAAACAAGGUUUCACGAAACCAAGUCCGAUACAAUGCCAAGCAUGGCCAAUUCUACUUAGUGGCAAAGAUAUGAUUGGUAUAGCACAGACUGGAACAGGCAAAACAUUAGCAUUUCUUUUACCUGCAUUAAUUCAUAUUGUUGGUCAAAAGACUCCUUUUAAUGAAAGACUUGGUCCUAAUGUUCUAAUUUUGGCCCCAACUAGAGAAUUAGCAUUACAAAUAGAAAAAGAAGUAGGAAAAUAUUCAUAUCAUGACAUUAAAGCUGUUUGUGUGUAUGGCGGUGGUAACCGACAAGAUCAAAUAGAUACAGUAACAAAAGGUGUACAAAUAGUCAUAGCUACUCCAGGAAGAUUAAAUGAUCUUGUAUCAGUAAGAGCUGUAGAUGUAAGAUCUGUUACAUAUCUUGUACUAGACGAAGCGGAUCGUAUGCUGGAUAUGGGAUUCGAACCUCAAAUUAGGAAAAGCUUAUUAGAUGUGAGAUCUGAUAGACAAACUAUAAUGACAAGUGCUACAUGGCCACCAGGUGUUAGACGCUUAGCACGAUCGUAUAUGCAAAAUCCAAUUCAAGUAUUUAUUGGAUCAUUAGAUUUAGCAGCUGUACAUACAGUUAAACAACAAAUUUAUAUGAUCAGUGAGGAAGACAAAAUGCCUAUGUUAUAUGAAUUUAUUCACAAUAUGGAACCUGAAGACAAAGUUAUUGUAUUUUUUUCUAAAAAAGCAAGAGUAGAUGAUUUAUCAAGUGAGUUAGCUCUCGCACAUAUUAGUUGUCAAAGUAUUCAUGGUGGCAGAGAUCAAGAAGACAGAGAACUAGCCAUAGAAGAAUUAAAAACAGGCUUGGUACGAAUUCUUCUUGCAACUGAUGUUGCCAGCAGAGGACUUGACAUCGAGGAUAUAACACAUGUCUUCAAUUAUGACUUUCCACGUGACAUAGAAGAAUAUGUUCAUCGAGUUGGACGUACAGGACGCGCUGGUAAAACUGGAGAGAGUAUAACAUUUAUGACCAAAGAUGACUGGUCACAUUCCAAAGAACUCAUCAGUAUUUUAGAAGAAGCUAGUCAAUUAGUGCCAGAUGAGUUAUACAGUAUGGCUGAAAGAUACGAAGCCUGGAAAGUAAAAAAGGCAGAAGAACGAGCGAAUAAUCGUUCAUGUGGGCGAGGCUACAAGUCUGGCUUUAGUAGACAAAAUAGAUGGGGCGGAAAAUGGUAACUUUUUUUACCAUUGAUCAACAGAAUGAUAUACGCAAUUUUUUUCUUAUUUUUUUUUUUUUUUCUUAUUCCACUCAAAACAUACAAAUCAAUCCAUUUUUAAAGUAAUGCAUUUUACUUAUUACAUUAUGAAACUGUGCAAUGAAGUAUUUUUCUUAUAUAUAUAUUUUUUUUUUGUUCCAAAAUUCUCAUUUAGUUAAUUGCGUAUAUCAACACAAGGGGGGGGGGGGGGAAGAGAAAAUAAUCUAUUUAAAGUAACUAUAUUUAUAUAUUUGUAUUUUUUGUAUAAACACAUUUUAUAUCGUAUAGAAAUAAAUGUGAUAACGUUAA
Molecule: messenger RNA, 2436 nt
Organism: Vespula vulgaris
Lineage: Eukaryota; Metazoa; Arthropoda; Insecta; Hymenoptera; Vespidae
Product: probable ATP-dependent RNA helicase DDX43
Exons: 12
Coding region: 224-2107 (627 amino acids)
Molecular function (GO): RNA helicase activity; RNA binding; ATP binding
Source: RefSeq, a predicted model, not a curated record